Messenger RNA from Onychomys torridus (southern grasshopper mouse), 3435 nucleotides. RefSeq names its product U2 snRNP associated SURP domain containing (gene U2surp). Gene Ontology annotation, molecular function: RNA binding. Gene Ontology annotation, cellular component: nucleus. The record is from RefSeq and is a predicted model, not a curated record. Gene Ontology annotation, biological process: RNA processing. Bases 237 to 3326 code for a protein of 1029 amino acids. The transcript is spliced from 28 exons. Lineage: Eukaryota; Metazoa; Chordata; Mammalia; Rodentia; Cricetidae.
UUCCGCGGCGGCGUAACGUGACUAGAAGCCGCAAUUCACCGGAAGACCAGCGGAAUGGGCGGGGCGCGCGAAGCGACGGGACCCGGAAGUCACCCGGGACGGCGCGUCUGAGUUCUUUAUUUCGGCAUUCGGCUAUUCAGCCUGGCUGGAGUCUGGCGGGCUCCGCGGCGAUCUGCUCUCUCGGUGCUCGACUCACCCGCGCUGCUGCCUCCGCUGAAGGAGGAGCAAAGCUCAAGAUGGCCGACAAAACGCCAGGCGGAUCUCAGAAGGCCAGUUCAAAGAGCCGAUCAUCUGAUGUACAUUCAUCUGGAUCUUCAGAUGCCCAUAUGGAUGCAUCUGGACCCUCAGAGAGUGAUAUGCCAAGUCGAACACGACCUAAAAGCCCAAGGAAACACAAUUAUAGGAAUGAAAGUGCCCGUGAAAGCCUUUGUGACUCUCCUCAUCAGAAUCUCUCAAGACCUCUUCUAGAAAAUAAGCUUAAAGCAUUCAGUAUUGGAAAAAUGAGCACAGCAAAGCGAACUCUAAGUAAAAAAGAACAAGAGGAACUGAAGAAAAAGGAGGAUGAAAAGGCAGCUGCUGAAAUUUAUGAGGAAUUUCUUGCUGCUUUUGAAGGAAGUGAUGGUAAUAAAGUGAAAACAUUUGUUCGAGGCGGGGUUGUUAAUGCAGCUAAAGAUGAACAUGAAACAGAUGAAAAAAGAGGUAAAAUUUAUAAGCCAUCUUCAAGAUUUGCAGAUCAAAAAAAUCCUCCAAAUCAGUCAUCUAAUGAAAGGCCGCCAUCUCUUCUUGUGAUUGAAACGAAAAAACCUCCACUGAAGAAAGGGGAGAAAGAAAAGAAAAAAAGCAAUUUGGAACUUUUCAAAGAGGAACUAAAACAAAUUCAGGAAGAGCGUGAUGAGAGACAUAAAACCAAAGGCAGGUUAAGUCGAUUUGAGCCUCCUCAGUCAGAUUCUGAUGGUCAGCGACGUUCUAUGGAUGUGCCUUCAAGAAGAAAUCGAUCAUCUGGUGUUCUUGAUGACUAUGCACCUGGCUCACAUGAUGUAGGAGAUCCAAGUACCACUAACUUAUACCUUGGAAACAUUAAUCCACAGAUGAAUGAAGAAAUGCUGUGUCAAGAAUUUGGAAGAUUUGGACCAUUAGCUAGUGUAAAAAUUAUGUGGCCUAGAACUGAUGAAGAACGAGCAAGAGAAAGAAAUUGUGGCUUUGUGGCUUUUAUGAAUAGAAGAGAUGCUGAAAGAGCUUUAAAAAACUUAAAUGGAAAAAUGAUUAUGUCUUUUGAAAUGAAGUUAGGUUGGGGUAAAGCUGUACCUAUUCCUCCACAUCCAAUAUACAUUCCGCCUUCUAUGAUGGAACACACACUCCCCCCACCUCCAUCCGGACUGCCUUUUAAUGCGCAGCCUAGAGAGCGGUUAAAAAACCCCAAUGCUCCCAUGUUACCACCACCUAAAAACAAGGAGGAUUUUGAGAAGACUCUGUCGCAAGCCAUAGUCAAAGUGGUUAUCCCAACAGAAAGGAAUUUGCUCGCCCUGAUACACCGAAUGAUAGAAUUUGUUGUGCGUGAAGGGCCAAUGUUUGAAGCUAUGAUUAUGAACAGAGAAAUCAACAAUCCUAUGUUCAGGUUCUUAUUUGAAAACCAGACACCAGCCCAUGUCUACUACAGGUGGAAGCUUUAUUCUAUUCUGCAGGGAGAUUCUCCAACUAAAUGGCGGACAGAAGAUUUUCGUAUGUUCAAAAAUGGAUCUUUUUGGAGGCCACCACCAUUAAAUCCAUACCUUCAUGGGAUGUCAGAAGAGCAAGAGGCGGAGGCCUUUGUGGAGGAGCCUAGUAAAAAGGGAGCACUGAAGGAAGAACAGCGGGAUAAAUUAGAAGAAAUCUUGCGAGGAUUAACGCCAAGGAAAAAUGAUAUUGGAGAUGCUAUGGUUUUCUGUCUUAAUAACGCUGAAGCUGCUGAAGAAAUAGUGGAUUGCAUUACUGAGUCGCUGUCCAUCUUAAAGACACCUCUUCCCAAGAAGAUUGCCAGAUUAUAUUUGGUGUCUGAUGUUUUGUAUAACUCUUCAGCCAAAGUUGCCAAUGCUUCAUAUUACAGGAAAUUUUUUGAAACAAAGCUAUGUCAGAUAUUUUCAGACCUCAAUGCUACUUACCGUACAAUUCAAGGCCAUUUACAAUCUGAAAAUUUUAAGCAACGGGUAAUGACCUGCUUCAGAGCCUGGGAAGACUGGGCAAUCUAUCCAGAACCAUUUCUGAUCAAACUUCAAAAUAUUUUCUUAGGACUUGUAAAUAUCAUUGAAGAAAAGGAAACAGAGGAUGUGCCAGAUGAUCUUGACGGUGCUCCCAUUGAGGAAGAGCUUGAUGGUGCGCCUCUGGAAGAUGUGGAUGGGAUUCCCAUCGAUGCCACUCCCAUUGAUGAUCUAGAUGGAGUCCCUAUAAAAAGUCUUGAUGAUGAUCUGGAUGGAGUGCCUUUGGAUGCAACUGAAGACUCAAAGAAGAAUGAACCCAUAUUUAAGGUAGCCCCGUCAAAAUGGGAGGCUGUAGAUGAAUCUGAAUUGGAAGCACAAGCUGUAACAACUUCUAAGUGGGAGCUGUUUGACCAGCACGAUGAGUCAGAAGAAGAAGAAAACCAAAAUCAAGAAGAAGAAAGUGAAGAUGAAGAAGAUACUCAGAGUUCCAAGUCGGAAGAACAUCAUUUAUAUUCCAACCCAGUCAGAGAAGAGAUGACCGAGUCUAAGUUCUCCAAGUACUCUGAAAUGAGUGAAGAGAAACGGGCUAAGCUUCGUGAGAUUGAGCUCAAAGUUAUGAAGUUUCAAGAUGAAUUGGAAUCUGGAAAGAGACCUAAAAAACCAGGCCAAAGCUUCCAGGAGCAAGUGGAGCACUACAGGGAUAAACUGCUACAGCGAGAGAAGGAGAAAGAAUUAGAAAGAGAACGAGAAAGAGACAAAAAAGAUAAAGAAAAAUUGGAAUCCCGAUCCAAAGACAAGAAGGAGAAAGAUGAAUGUACUCCAACAAGAAAAGAAAGGAAAAGACGACACAGUACUUCUCCCAGCCCAUCUCGAAGUAGCAGUGGUAGGCGAGUGAAGUCCCCAUCACCAAAAUCAGAACGUUCAGAACGGUCAGAAAGAUCUCAUAAAGAAAGCUCACGGUCCAGGUCAUCUCACAAAGAUUCUCCUAGAGAUGCUAGUAAAAAAGCCAAAAGGUCGCCUUCUGGUUCAAGGACACCUAAAAGAUCUAGGCGGUCUCGGUCUAGGUCGCCUAAGAAAUCAGGGAAGAAAUCCAGAUCCCAGUCCCGGUCUCCACACAGGUCUCAUAAAAAGUCAAAGAAAAACAAACAUUGACAUAUAUUUUUAAGAUGCUGUCACUUAUUGGAAAUGCAAGUUUGUUUUGUGCCUGAAUGGUCUGUUUGUUUUUUUGUUUGUUUGUUUGUUUUUUUUUUAAUAAAAAAAC